AUGGGGCGCCGGAAAUUGUCUGAGUUGUCCAACAAUGAGGAUGAUGAAGUCAACACCCAGUCCGAAGAUGUUUAUUACGACCGCCGUAACUCCCAAGGAGAAGAAGACGAGGACGAAGAUGUUAAUCCCAGAGAAUUAGACAUUGACGCUGACAAUGACUUAGACAUGGAAGAUUGGCCCAGACCUCCAGCUAGGACAGCUCAGAAACAAACUGUCCGGCUUGCUCUUGCUUCAGUUAAUCAAAAUCCUGUUCCGCGCAUAACAAGACAGACAAAAAAAACAAAAAUGCAGCAGGAUACUGUUAGUACUACUGAAAUACAACGGCUUAAGGAGAAGACAACACAGCUUCGAAAGCAGCUUGCAAUUGCCAAUUGUAUUAUAGAAGGCAAAUCUCGCAAGGCGCGAGAAAAUCCCAUUUCUGCAGAAGAAUUUGAAGGGCCUGAAAGUGAAGAAGAUACACAAAUGAUGUAUUCCACUGUGGCAACACCUCUUCCAAGCAUGUCAACUCCGAAGGCUCCUCAAAUCAACCUCAAUAGGUUGCUGUCCACCAGGAAAGUCAGCGGAAAAAAACCUGCCUUGCAGAAUACCUUUCAGAACAUUAUCAUCCCCGGUGAUGUGACAUUGUCUCCAACAUCUGAAAAUAGCUCAAUGCUGGUGUCUGGCUCAAGUGCACCUACCACAUCUGCAAGUUCUCGUCUUACAACCUCAAUUACAACGACCAUAGACACAAAUACAGGUUCUUGUGUUACCGGUUCUCAAGCAGGUUCGCAAAUGGGUGUUGUGCCUGAACUGUCUGCGGCUCUCCCACUCCGUGCCAACUGGCAGCCAGGUGCACGAGCAAAAACUGCCGAUUACACUGCCGAAGGUGAAGCUAUCCUUCUUCGUGCAAUGCGAGAUUUCGAAGCCCGCAUUGUUGGGCAGGACUUCUUUCCCAACCGGACUACUCGUCUCCAAUGGGCGGAAAAGUGUUUCCGAAAUGCAUGUGCCACUGCAAAGGCUCAGUUCAUAUCUGAUAAAUGUGUCCUCAAAUUGAUUGCCGCUCGCAGUAGUAGGAUACGUGGUCAAGUCUACAAAUGGAUCCGAGCGAAUAUCAUAUUAUGCUACAAAUUUGAUGUGACUGUUGGGAAACGUGCGGUCAAGCAGAAUAUUGCUUUGAGUCGAUUACUUUCGAGCCGUAACUUCUCUGGUUUCUCAUACAAGGUUGCCCGUACACUCUAUAUCUUCAAUGAAAGCAACAUGGGUAUGGUGUUUGAAAAGUACUUCAAUCCGAUAUUGUUGCAAACACUGGCAUCAUUGUUCACCAUGAUUCGGGCUGCUAUUUCGGAAUGGUCCAGUGGAACAUGCAACAAGAUCAAGAAAUUUAGUGAGGAGGAGUACGACAAAUAUUACAAAGCCUACCUUAUUGAUCUUGCAAAGUGGGAUGGCAUGAACCCAGCAGUGAGUCUCAACAUCCGUCACCAAAUGUAUGCAAAGGCUCGGAUCAGGAUGCGUGAGGAGUCAUCGGAUGACUCUACUGUCCACAUCUUUGGCAGUAUUGAGGCACAGCUCCGUCAAGAAAUGGAGGCCCGCACUGGAGACACUGAGUCUGAGCCUGAGGAUAGUGAGAUAGAUGACGACAACGAUGAAGAUGACUGUGGUGGCGGUAUUGAAGCAUAA
This is a messenger RNA of Lentinula edodes (shiitake mushroom), 1656 nucleotides long. RefSeq lists its product as uncharacterized. NCBI's taxonomy places the organism in Eukaryota, Fungi, Basidiomycota, Agaricomycetes, Agaricales, Omphalotaceae. The transcript has 9 exons. The record is from RefSeq and is a predicted model, not a curated record. Bases 1 to 1656 code for a protein of 551 amino acids.